AUGCUCCUGGAUGCCAACCUUGACGGUGCCAUCAGCCCAGAAGAGCUCAUGAAAGUCAUGAACUUCGUGAAGGUUCGCAUGGAUCUUCUGAACAGGAGGGCGCAGAAGAAGGAGGAGCUCGCCAACCCCUUUGCCAAGCAAGCGCAGGUGGACAGCAAGUCCGAGGAGAAGCUGGCGUGA
Symbiodinium sp. CCMP2592 is the source of this 180-nucleotide messenger RNA. NCBI's taxonomy places the organism in Eukaryota, Dinophyceae, Suessiales, Symbiodiniaceae. The record is from the annotation of a GenBank genome assembly.